Messenger RNA from Stegostoma tigrinum, 1667 nucleotides. RefSeq names its product RNA binding motif protein 34 (gene rbm34). The coding region runs from base 94 to 1365 and encodes 423 amino acids. The transcript has 11 exons. NCBI's taxonomy places the organism in Eukaryota, Metazoa, Chordata, Chondrichthyes, Orectolobiformes, Stegostomatidae. Gene Ontology annotation, molecular function: RNA binding. The record is from RefSeq and is a predicted model, not a curated record.
GACAGCAAUCUCACACACACACACACGCCACUUCCGGCAGCCAGGUGGAGGGCGGGGGAAGAGAUUCAGCGGCGCACUUCGGGAACCAGGAACAUGGCGGACAUGAAGAGGAAGGAGAGGAAAGAAACUACUGGAAUGAAUGAAGCAAUGGGAAGCUAUGUGGUGGGCCAGGUGGCUAACAGUCUGUUCCAGAAGCAGGCAAGGAAAUGUAAGACAAAUCCACUGGUUACACUCUUCAGCAAUCCACCCUCUGCUACUCAGCCAAUCUUCACUCCUGUGCCAGAGAGCGCGGUCAGCUGCAGGAAGAGGGAUCUUGUGGAGGAUGAAUCUGAUGCAACCGCUCAGGCCAAGCAACAGAAGCUGGAUCAGAAGAAGCCUGUUUGUGUGAAGAAAGAACUCAUAGCUGCUGAGAGGAAAUUGGCCCAGUGCGAGGAUGCCUUGAGAGCAGCAGAUGAGGAAGGUGAAGGGGACCAAAACAGGAAGCAGAAACGGAGCAAGAAGGCAGAACAAGGCAAGUUGCCAGUUGCUGGGGAGGUAACGAAAGAAAAGGCUGAAGCUGGGAAUCAGAAAAACACAGCCAACCCUGCUCUAGAGAGGAUAAAGAAUAGGAGGACCCUGUUUGUUGGGAACCUGCCAUCAGAUUGCAGUAAACAGAUGAUCAAAGUGCUAUUUAAAGAGUUUGGACCAAUUGAGUCAGUACGAUUCCGUUCAGUGGCACGUUCAGAGCCCAAAAUCUCCAAGAAAUUGGCAACCAUCCAGAAGAAGAUUCAUCCCAAGAGGAACAAUAUGAAUGCCUACAUAGUGUUUGAACAAGACAGUGAUGCAAUCAGAGCGUUGACAAAGAAUGGCUAUGAAAUACAAACUGGCUUUCAUAUCCGGGCUGACCUAGCCAGCAAGUCAAAAAUUCAUGACCAUCGAAGAUCAGUCUUUUUAGGCAACUUGCCAUAUGAGAUCAACGAGGACGAAGUACGGGAACACUUCAGGGAAUGUGGUGCAAUUGAAUCAGUCCGGAUUGUGAGAGACCGUGAAUCAGGAAUGGGAAAAGGCUUUGGAUAUGUGCUUUUUCAGAGUACAGAUGCAGUAACUCUGGCCCUACAACUGAAUAACGCCGAGCUGAAGGGUCGCAAGUUGAGAGUCAGUCACUCGCUGAAGAAGGACACAGCCAGCAGGGUCCGAUCAGGGAGUGCUGGGGACACAGCCAACAGGGCUGAAGCAGUGAAGAAGCCAUCGUUGGCCAAGAGAUUCACUGGGCUCAUGGCAAAACCAGUGAAGGAGGAUAAAGCAAAGAAGAUGAAAAUGAAGAAGAAAGUGCAGAAGUGUAAACUAAACCAGCGCAAGGGCAGCAAGCUUAGAAGCAAAAAGUGAAAUACUGCUCCUUCUGACGUCCUCAUUCUCCCUUUGGGGGCACCAACUCACUGUUAACAUUGGCCGGAAAUUUCAGCAUGGAACUGUAAUUGAUAGGAAGCCAAAAUCUGACCUGCAGAUUCUCCUUCCUCCUUUCUUCUGAGCGAAUGGUUUGGAAAAAGCCAUAAUGGUUGAAUGUUCAUUGUGUGAAGGAUUCUCUGAAAAGGAUCAGCACCUCUGUUUCCUGGGGCAGACCCAUUUGGUUUGUUUGCCUUUGAAGAUGCAAGUUGAGCAAUAAAAUAAUUGUAUAGAGUUCGAGUUCA